Notothenia coriiceps (black rockcod) is the source of this 780-nucleotide messenger RNA. RefSeq names its product ubiquitin carboxyl-terminal hydrolase 32-like. Gene Ontology annotation, cellular component: Golgi apparatus. Lineage: Eukaryota; Metazoa; Chordata; Actinopteri; Perciformes; Nototheniidae. Gene Ontology annotation, molecular function: cysteine-type deubiquitinase activity. The record is from RefSeq and is a predicted model, not a curated record. The transcript has 7 exons. Gene Ontology annotation, biological process: protein deubiquitination. The annotation marks the transcript as partial.
AUGACGGGGAAAAGUACUCGUCAAAGUAUAAACGUUUCCCCUCCGCCGCUGCAGGUUAUCCUGGAGAGCAAGUCAGGCAGUGCAGAGCUGGAGCUCUUCCCUCGGUACCUCCUCUUCCUCCGCCAGCAGCCGGCCACGCGCUCCCCCCAGUCCAACAUCUGGGUCAACAUGGGUAUGAGCAGCCUGCGAAUGUUCCCACCGUAUUUACCCCCACCAAGAGCAGGAAGCGUGCCCUCGCCCAACGCUCCUCUGAAGAGGAUGCUGGCCUACACCGGCUGCUUCAGCCGCAUGGGCACUAUCAAAGACAUCCACCUGUACUUGUCCCAGAGACUGCGCAUCAAGGAGGAGGACAUGAGGCUCUGGCUCUACAACAGUGAGAACUACCUCACCCUCCUGGACGAUGAAGACCACACACUGGAAAGCCUGAAGAUUUAUGACGAGCAGCAGCUAGUUAUCGAAGUCAGGAACAAAGACAUGAGCUGGCCUGAGGAAAUGUCUUUCAUUGCCAACAGUAGUAAGAUGGACAGACACAAAGUUCCCACAGAGAAAGGAGCCACAGGCCUCAGUAACCUUGGCAACACCUGCUUCAUGAACUCCAGUAUCCAGUGUGUGAGCAACACCAAGCCUCUGACAGACUACUUCAUCUCAGGGAGACACCUCUAUGAGCUCAACAGAACCAACCCCAUCGGGAUGCGAGGUCACAUGGCCAAGUGCUACGGUGACCUGGUGAUGGAGCUGUGGAGCGGAACUCAGAAGAACAUCGCUCCGCUCAAACUCAGG